AUGGAUAUGACCUCGAGGUCGGCGUCAUUCGACCGGCGCACGCGAUCAGAAGAAUCGUGGGUUGAGAUCGCAUCGCAGCCGUCGUCGUCGUCCUUGUCCUCAAUCAACGACGACGUAGUGACGACAGGCUUGCGUAUACAGCAUAACCCUCGAAACCGACGACGACGGACGCUUCGUCCUACCGCUCCAUCGCAUCUCAACAUCACUCACCGACCAGCUAGUGCAGGAGGCGGUGCAAGUAGUCAGGAAGAGUACGAAGAGAGCGAGAGCGAGUCGGACCAGGUCAUGACAUCGUCUGGAGAGGGCUUGCGGCUGCCUGGACAUAUCUACCCUACUCAGCUGGGACACGCAUUACGAUCGGCAUCAUCGGAACAUGUGCCGCAACGAUUAGACUCCGACGACGAGAACCGCACAGCGAUCAAUCAGCCCAUCAGCAACCGUGAAUGCUUCACACCACAACCCAAUGCCUUCUCCCACCCACCUUCCGCAGCCGGACAAGCCAGACACGGCAGCGCACCAGUACCGGGAUCCUACUUCCCCUCCCCACGCCAGCCCUCUCGGCCAACAACCAGACAAUCCUACCCAACAGGCCAAGAACGCCAACCAAGCCAUAUGCCACAAAAUAUCCUCUCACCCUCCUACAAUGCGGCAGCCCAACACGAUGAAGCGCUGCGAGCUAGUCUGACGACCCUCCUCUCCAUCGGUGCCGCAGCCCGUAGCCUCUCAAAACCAGACACCACCAUCAAACGACCCCAAACCACCAUCGUUGCAGCUCCAACGCGUCCCAACCGCAUCGAACCCAUCUCCUUCCGCCUCCUCCCGGAGUCCGAACUCCCCGGCCCCAAAUCCCCUCCUCAACACCUGCACGAACCAACCUUCCAGCCCACGAUCCGGCGGACUUCAACCUCUACAUCCGCCUCUACAUCCUCGACCCGUCUAAAAGAAAACAAACGCAAAGCCACCCCGCACCUCACAACCGGCGGCCGAAGUUCCAGCCGCGAGCGCCGCGCUCUGAAGAAAGCCAGACGAAUGGCUUCGAAUGAAGACCUGCCAAUAUUAAUUACUCCUACGCUUCUAACAUGGGUUGUCUCAGCCGGGGUGGUGGUGUUCUUGAGUGCGUUGAGCUUCAGCGCGGGAUACAGUUUGGGCAAGGAAGCUGGGAGGUUUGAGACAGCAGGGGGCGCUGGGUUUGUGGAGGAGCCUUUGUUGAGGGGAUGUGCGAGGGAGGCGGGGAGGAGUGGUGGGGGGAUGGGGUUGAAGCGGAGUUUGGCUAGGAGUGCGGUGCAGGUCUAG
Messenger RNA from Recurvomyces mirabilis, 1293 nucleotides. RefSeq lists its product as uncharacterized. Bases 1 to 1293 code for a protein of 430 amino acids. The transcript is spliced from 2 exons. The record is from RefSeq and is a predicted model, not a curated record. Lineage: Eukaryota; Fungi; Ascomycota; Dothideomycetes; Mycosphaerellales; Teratosphaeriaceae.